CAAUUAGCAACUGAUAAAAUAUUUUUUCCAGUAUUGGUAUGAUGAAACAAAACAGUUCAGGAUGAAAUCUUUGGAUAAUCUAUCUUGUCUCCCAACCCAAAGUGACAUUGUCAAAUUGACAUAAUAACAACACGAGUAUGUACUAUGUAAUAAUAAAAAUAAUUAUUAAAUAAAGUCGCGACACGAGUCUCUAACAUAAUUUGUAAUUUUUUAAAUAAUAAAUCUACGUAGCUAUGAAAUCAAGAAUGUUCUUCGAACUGAAAGUACUGAAACAAUGGGCUUCCAAAAAAAGUUGAGGGUUCUCCUGAGGUAUUCGAAAGUAGUGGCAGUCGCAGGAAGUGGUGUUUUUUGUGUAUAUUACAAUAUUGUCCAAACCUGCAAAAGUAUAAAUAGUAUAGUGAAUCCAGCAGUAGUUGACCGAGAAAACAAACAUAUAGCAGAAUAUAUUUAUGUCGAUGAUCCCUCGUACAACCUGACAUUCCAAGUGGAGUACGAUAAAGCGAUCAAACGAUCUGUGGGCCUGGCGCGCAUCUGGAAGAGCUUGAAGCAUUCUUUAGCAUGGAGACUGUUGUGGUUAUGUCGAAAUGGGAAUAAAGAUCAAAGGAAUAUAGCACUAGAACAAUUAGCCUCAUUCAAAAAUAACAAAAUAUGGGAUUGCUGUAAACUUGCUCAAGCUAUAGAUGAGAAAACUGCUGUGUUGCUGGCACGGACUUAUGGUGCUGACUUGCGAUAUUUCCUUCCACCUCCAAUACACAUUCGUAGAGCGGCAUUAUCUUAUGAACUAGUUUCAUUCAAAUUGAGAGACCUCAUCAUUGCCGUACAAAGUGUAAAUCCUCAUUGCUGCAUUGAACAUUUUCUCUCCAAAUACUUUGCAAAUGUACAAGAAGCAGCAAUGGAAUCAGAUAGUAUACCAUCAAAACCUGAUAAUAUUGCUGAAAGAGAUCUGUGUAUAUCCUGUAUGGAUGCUAUAUACCACCAUGUUACUCUUUUCAAUUGUAGAGAUUAUGAAAAAGAUCAUUCAACCAAAAAAUUAAUCAGUAUGGGGCUAUUACCUAUAUUAGCUGAAACCCUGUUAAGAUACCGUAAUGAUCCAGAUUGUGACCUAGCUGUGCUCAAAGUUCUUACUGUUUUAAGUGUACAUAACAAUUUGUUGAGAGAGUUUUUUCAAAAUGGCCUCAUUGGUGAAUUAUCACGACUUAUACGGUCGAAGGAUAUUAGAUUAUCAAGUUCAGCAGCAGUAUGCCUUGCAAAUUUAUCUGGAGAACAUUGUUACAGACCUGGACUAUAUUUGUUGCAUCCCAUCUACAGAACUACAGCAACUACUGCCUGCGAUAUUUUGCUUGUACAUGGACUCAGGGGAGGUGUAUUUGUCACAUGGAGGCAACGGGAUAAAAAGUGUGCUGAGCCCCUUGGGAUAAUCGAAGUUACUGUAUCUGAUUUUGACUGUGAGUCAUGUAAGAUUGUAAGAAUACCACCAGAGAAGAAAUAUUUAGAUCCUGAUAUGCAGCAAGUAAUGGAAGAUUUAAUAGAAAUAGAAGAUGAAGCAUUAUUAUCAGAUUUAGAAGUAGUUCUGCAUGAUCUUCCUAUUCAAGCUAUGAGAGUACCCCAGUCAUCCAAUAAAUUUACUGCUAAUCACAAAAGAGUUGCAUUAAAUCAAGAAGAAGAAGACAAAGAUAAUUAUACAGUCUGCUGGCCUAAAGACUGGCUGCCCAAAGAUAUCAGUAACUUGAGAAUACUUGGUGUGAAUUACUGGACUUCAUUGUCAGAAUGGCUUGAAAGGUGUCCAUUACAAACAGCAGAUAUAGCAACUCGGGGUUCAGAAAUGGUGCCUGCACUCAUAGAUGCUGGUGUUGGCAAUAAGUCUACACCAGUAGUCUGGCUAGCUCAUUCUAUGGGUGGAUUAAUUGUCAAACAAGUGCUAGUUGAAGCAUCCCAAAGUGAUCAGCAAUUAUUGAAAAAAAUAGCUGAGAACACUAAAGCUGUAUUUUUUUUUAGUACCCCACAUAAAGGUAGUUCUAUGGCUACAAUGCCCCGAGCAGCUGCUGCUGUGUUAUGGCCUUCUAAUGAUGUGAGACAAUUACAACAAGAUUCACCAACUCUAUUGAACCUACACAAAGCAUUCAUUGAGUUUGCAGAUGCUUAUAGUUGGGAAACUAUAAGUUUUGCUGAAACCAUGCCAACGCUAGUCACAGCAUUUAAAGUUCCUGUACAUUUUGUGGAGUCAUUUUCGGCUGAUUUGGGCCGUGGUGAAUUUUAUCAACUACCUCUUGAUCACCUGUGUAUUUGCAAACCAGCAACAAGACAAUCAAUUUUGUAUACCACAGUAUUAGAUGUCCUACAAAGAGUAGCCAUUAAGGAAGAAAAGAUACCAUAUACAAAUACUUUCAUCCAAACAGCUUCAGACUUAUUUUGGUGGCUUCUAAGAACAAAGGUCAAAGAAGUAUUGGAAACCAUAGAUGAAAACCAAACGAAUGAAGGUUUGCGAUGGACAGAGAGGGUCUUGUUGAACACUUUCACAGAUUAAUCUGCCUCAAGGCCUCAAGUAUAUUUUGAAGUAUUAAUUUAUUAUUUUGUCAUUUUUUGCUGAAACAUAAUCAUUUAUUGUUUAAACAAGUCCUGGACAUUAUUUUUUGAUAAUAAUGUAUAAGAGAGUAAUUUUUAACAGUAUUCUAUAGUGAGAGGGAGAAGUAUGUGGUGCCAUUGACUUAAGAAACUAAUACUCUAGAUAGGUAGGUACUUUAGUAUACUCGUUUUAUUUGAAAAUUCUAUUUAUUGAUGUUCUGAAUGUCAUGUUUCCUAUUACCUGCUAUUGAGUAAAGUAUUUUGUGUAAAGAAAAUAA
Spodoptera frugiperda (fall armyworm) is the source of this 2840-nucleotide messenger RNA. Its product is annotated as protein SERAC1. NCBI's taxonomy places the organism in Eukaryota, Metazoa, Arthropoda, Insecta, Lepidoptera, Noctuidae. The record is from RefSeq and is a predicted model, not a curated record. Bases 275 to 2524 code for a protein of 749 amino acids. The transcript has a single exon.